AGACCCACAAUUUUCACUUUAUGAAUUAUUACGUCAACAACAACUGUUUCCAUACAAAACAAUGUCUCGUGUAACUUUGAAAAAAGAAGUUGAAGUAACAGCUUACUUGUUUGGAGAAAAUCACAAGGCUUCCUAUGGUAUUGUAGUGUUACACGAGAUUUGGGGUGUCAAUUAUACUAUUCGUGCCUUGGCUCAAGAACUGAGUGACUUUUUGAACUGCAAAGUGUUGCUUCCCGACUUAUUUGCUGGAAAAGUUGCAAAACAUAUUUCAGAAGCGACAAGAAUUCGUUCACUACUGGAUUGGUCUCAAGUUUUAUCUGAUAUUGGAAUCGCUGUACGUUUUUUGAGAGAUAGACAACACUGUAGGAAUGUUGCAGUUGUGGGAUACUCUUUAGGAGGUGCUUUGGCACUUACUGCUGCAGCCGCUGUAAAUGGAUUGGAUUGUUGUGUCUGCUUCUAUGGUAUUCCACCGAGACAACUUUGUGAUGUACGUAAAAUAUCUAUUCCAGUACAACUGCAUUUUGGUGAGAAAGAUCAAGCAAAGGGUUUUACUGAUUUAGAAGAAGCAAUGAGGUUAGAAGAAGAACUAAAGUUGGCCGGUGUCAAUCAUGAACUAUUUGUAUAUCCCAGAGCUGGUCAUGGCUUUAUGAGUCGACCUGAUCAAUAUGACAUAGAAUUGGCAGAUUCUGUAAAGCAACGUAUUCUGGAACAGUAUGAUCCUGAAAGUCGUCAUUUAGCGUUUCAGAGAAUGAUUAGUUUCUUUAUGCGUCAUUUUGAUACAGUUUGAGAAUCAUAACUAUAAUACAAAUAGUUUUUUUAUAAAUAUAGAGAGAUGAAAUUGCUUACUA
Molecule: messenger RNA, 848 nt
Organism: Galdieria sulphuraria
Lineage: Eukaryota; Rhodophyta; Bangiophyceae; Galdieriales; Galdieriaceae
Product: carboxymethylenebutenolidase
Exons: 3
Coding region: 62-787 (241 amino acids)
Molecular function (GO): hydrolase activity
Source: RefSeq, a predicted model, not a curated record